GCCUGGGGGAGGGAAGAAAACUUUCGUCUUCAUUUGGAACACUUUGCAUUGAAAUGAUUUGAGAUUAAGUUACCUCCGCGUGAGUGGUUAAAAGGGAUUACACACAAACAAGGAUAUACUUUCCCUCAGCACACUUCUACAUGACUUGUCAGAGUGCCUCGAUGCCAUCAGUGUUGUCUUCUUCUUGGAAGUGUAAGUCUCCAGUAUUAUCGGUCUUCUGGAGUCGGCAGAUACGCUCGCGAACGGCUGAUGUUAUUUGAAGUGGGCACGAGGUCAGCUGAGCUAGAAGUGUUUCACGGCGCUUAGAGAGCUGCAGUACUCACGCUUGACACCCGUAGUGGGUGUUCAGGAAAGGACGGGGCUCCUCCGUGGGAAUAGGCCGUCUUCUGACCCUCGGCGGGGCAGGCAGGAACGGGAUCUGCCUUGAGUUUUGACGGGAAAACACGGGCAGCUUUUACGUCUUACCGUCUCAGGCGUUUAUUUUCCCCUCAGUUUACAGGAAAUCACCUUCGUGAUGCCAGCACCUACGGGAACACAUCGUUAGAGAUUUUUGAAUCAAUUUUCUGUGUUUUUUGACCAUAUAAAGGGAACAGUGGCGCGUGUAAAAAAAAAAGUUUUCUCUCAGAAACUGGCGCCUUUUUUUCUUCUUUUCUUUACAGCUAACGUUAAUACUCUUUCGACAAACAGCAACCGUUACGUUUGGUGUUUGCUGACUUCAAACUGACAUUACACCGAAACCAAGUACAAGAAAUGUGUAAAAUAUGAAAUAUAAACUUAUAUUACCUUUGCAUGUCAUUUGGAAAGGGAAAGUUAAUUCAAACAUCGUCGAGCAUUGGAGAGGGUGUUUGAGGGACAGUGUCGACUGGAUUAAAAAACUCAGCGUGUCAGUACACCCUAUGUAAACUAACCACCCUAUUAUUUUAUUUUUAUUUUAUCGAUACAUGUUUGCUCCUGUCGUGUUGAAUUCAAGCGAUGUGCUCUAAAAAGCAGGCUCUAGCGGAUGACAGUGCCUCAGUCUCGCGCACGCGCCGCUGAGCCAUAGAAUAUAAUGGCAUCUGAGUGCUGACGUAAUCCCAGCACGGACAAGAAACUGCUCAAGAGUCCAAGCCGGUCCAUCCUCAUAGUGAAUGCACUUGGAAUUUACUUCUGGCUGGACUCUUUUCACAAACAGACUGUGCUUUUUGUACUUGCACCAAUCUAUGUCAAGUGCCACUUCCUCUGUACUGUCAGCAGUAGGUGAUAUGUGAUAAUUAAAAGUCAAUUGUUGUCAUCUCGCCAUGGCAUUGCCAGAGCAGCACCAGCCACUGCACGAGACGGAGGCGAGGUGCGAUAGCGAAGGGGGGGCGGUUACGGUGCGGAUAACCGACAGCCGUAAUCAACAGGUGGGUCCAGACCAAGAAGGCGACCCGGUCGACAUGGGCUCCUCCAAACCUUGCAAAUACAGUAUCUCAUCAAGCUGCAGCUCAGGGGAGUUGGGCGUUCCCAAGGCUAUGAUGACUCGUCUGAGCAGUCCGAGGAGAGUGCCGCCGCUGUUUGAGAGGUCUGCCGCGCAGUGCUGGGACCCCAAGUUUAACUCGUCAAUCCUGGAGGAGGCGUGCAGGGAACGCUGCUUCCCGCAGAUGCAGAGGAGAUUCCGCUACAUCUUGUUUUACCUGGCCACCACCGCGCUCCUGUGGGGGAUAUACUUUGGGAUCAAUAGCGCCAGGUGUGACCCUACACACUUCCUGGUCCCCACGGCGGGGUUUCUUGUACUGUGCCUCCUCCUCCUCUGGUUUACGUUCUCAAGGCCAUAUGCGCGUUUCUACAACCACGUGUCCUUUCUACUUACAGUGAUCAUGUUUGGGAUCACCUUGGCGCCUCAAACGCAAACUGCUCAGUUUGCCCAUUUUGAUGUCCAAAAAGCAGGCAAUCAGUCACUACUACCUACGACUCAUAAUGCUCCAUGUAUAUCACCCGUUGGGACAUUCUCACUUUGUAUGGAGGUGCUGCUUUUGCUGUACAGUGUGUUGCAUUUACCCCUGUAUGUGUCGGUGUUUCUCGGCCUGGUGUAUUCUGUCCUCUACGAGGCUUUAGGCUGGCUGCACUUUGCUGAGAUGGACGGUAGCUACGUAGGGUCGGAAAGGUUGGAUUUGAGCUGGCUUGGCCCGGGUAAAGUCCUGCUUCAUCUGUGCGCGCAUAUCAUUGGCAUUCACAUAUUCAUCAUGUCCGAAGUGCGCUCUCGGAGUACCUUUCUCAAGGUGGGUCAAGCGAUCAUGCAUGGGAAGGACCUGGAAGUGGAGAAGGCGCUGAAGGAGCGUAUGAUCCACUCCGUGAUGCCGCGGCUGGUGGCGGACGAGCUCAUGAAGCAAGGAGACGAGGAAAGCGAGAGUUCUGGGAAACGAUACAGUGCAGGUGCCUGCUCCGUCGCCGCUGCUUCCGCCGCGACCUCGUCCAGUCCCAAAAGCAACAAGCGUAAGAAGAACUCUAUCCCUCGCGGGCAAAUCAUUUUCAGACCCUUCAACAUGAAGCGCAUGGAGCCGGUGAGCAUCCUCUUUGCAGACAUUGUGGGAUUCACCAAAAUGAGUGCCAACAAGUCAGCCCCUGCACUGGUAGGACUGCUAAACGACCUCUUCGGUCGCUUUGACCGUCUGUGUGAGUUGACCCGCUGUGAGAAGAUCAGCACUCUUGGGGAUUGCUACUAUUGUGUGGCGGGCUGCCCUGAGCCGCUCCCCGGUCACGCAUACUGCUGUGUGGAAAUGGGGCUCGGGAUGAUCCAGGCCAUCGAGCAGUUCUGCCAGGAGAUGUCGGAGACCGUGGACAUGCGUGUCGGCGUGCACACCGGCACCGUGCUCUGCGGUAUUCUGGGAAUGAAACGCUUUAAGUUUGACGUUUGGUCCAAUGAUGUCAACUUGGCCAAUCUUAUGGAGCAGCUGGGCGUGGCGGGAAAGGUGCACUUGUCGGAGGUCACAGCAAGUUUUUUGGAUGACCGUUACGAGAGGGAGGACGGGCGAGUGAGGGAACGUGUUGGGCACAGUGUUACUGAUCAGCUGAAAGGUUUAAAGACGUAUCUGAUCUCGGGACGGAAGAUGGGCUCUCAGUGUGGCUGUUCCCAGCUCAGUUUGAGUCUGUCCUCAAACACACACACUCCAGAUCUCACACACUGCGCCGUCGCUGAACCGCUCUCACACGGCAAGCCUGUGUGCACAUCCUGUAGCAUCUCCGUAGAUGUCACUGACAAUCCGAUAGCAGAUGAAGCAACUCGAAAUGGCUGCCAGGAUGAACACCGAGCCAACAGCUGCAAGUUUCCUGCAGGUCGUAGCCCUAAAACCCUGAAUGGUCUGUUGAGUCCUCUGUGUGAGGAGCGGGUGGGAGUCAGCCAGUCGUCUCUGUGCGACAAACUCCAGGAGAAGGACAGGAGCUGGGUGGGAAGUCUGGCCGCAGAAGGAGGCAGCGCCAGCGGCAUGGACCACUCAGCCAUCCUCCCACUGCGCUCCAAAUACUUUCGGGAGAAAAGCGACGUGCACUUUGUGGAGGUGAUAAGGGAAGAAAGUCUGAUGAAGGAUUACUUCUUCAAGCCGCCCAUUAACAAGUUGAGUCUGAACUUCCUGGAGAAAUCUCUGGAGUCAGCUUACCGUACCAGCUACCAUGAGCAGGUGGUGAAUCAGGUGCCGGUGCAGACGUUUGCCAGUCCAGUCUUCAGCUCGCUGCUCGAUGUUUUGCUGUCUUGUGCCGUUUUUCUCGCCCUGACCAUUGCCUGCUUCCUGUAUCCCCUUGUUACCAUGGCAACGCCCCUUGCAACCACACUCGGUCUGGCGAUCACAGCCGCUCUGCUGGAACUGGUUUCUCUCGUUUUGUCCAUUCGUAUGGUGUUUUGUCUGGAUGAUGUACAGAAUUGCACUCUGUCUCUGUUGAAGCUGGUGUCUGGCUGGCUCCCGCGUCAUGUGAUCGGGGCUGUGCUCGUUUCACUUCCUGCUGUGUCCGUCUUCUCCCACCUGGCUUACAGUGUGCAGCUGCCCAUCCAGGUGACCAUGUUCCUGUGCUGUGCUCUCAUUAUUGCUAUUAUCCAGUACUGUAACUUCUGCCAGCUGAGUUUCUGGAUGCGCUCUGCUCUGGCCACUGUAGCUGGUUUGUCUUUACUCAUCCUGCUCUACAGCGCCACCACCAGGCCCAGCGCCACUGACAGAUUUCCAGCAUCUUGGAACAUGAGUAACCAGAGUGCUGAAGUAGAUCAGGCAAGUGAGUUGGACUCUGCGCCCACAGCGCUCGACCUGCUCGUCCUAGAGACCGUGCUCUCCUUCUUCCUCCUGCUGCUGCUGGUUUGGUUUCUCAACCGGGAAUUCGAGGUCAGCUACCGUCUGCAUUACCACGGAAAUGUGGAAGCUGACAAGCAUCGCAUCAAGAUCCAGACCAUGCGAGAUCAAGCGGACUGGCUGCUGCGUAACAUCAUCCCCAUCCAUGUUGCCGAGCAGCUAAAGGUGAACCAGAGUUACUCUAAAAAUCAUGACAAUGUUGGGGUCAUCUUUGCAAGUAUUGUCAACUUCAGCGAAUUCUACGAAGAGAGCUACGAGGGCGGGAAAGAGUGCUACCGAGUACUUAACGAACUCAUCGGAGACUUCGACGAACUGUUGCGCAAGCCUGCAUUCUCAAAUGUAGAGAAGAUUAAAACCAUUGGUGCCACCUACAUGGCGGCGUCUGGAUUAAAUGGGCAGCAGUGCCAAGAACAGCCACAUCCGCACGCCCACCUACGUGCCCUCUUUGACUUCGCCCUUGAAAUGAUGCAUGUGAUGGACGAUUUUAACAAGAACAUGUUGGGUUUCAAGUUCAAGCUGAGAAUUGGCUUCAACCACGGGCCCCUGACUGCGGGCGUCAUCGGCACUACCAAGCUGCUUUACGACAUAUGGGGCGACACGGUCAACAUUGCUAGCCGCAUGGACAGCACGGGAGUGGAGUGCCGCAUACAGGUUAGCGAAGAGAGCCACUGUGUGCUCAGCAGAAUGAACUAUGCCUUUGAUUAUCGUGGCACUGUAAACGUGAAAGGGAAAGGGCAGAUGAGGACUUACUUGUAUCCCCAAAUGAACGAAGGCAGAUCGGGGUCCACUCAAAGCCUGGAACAAGGCCAGGUGGACAGUGCCGUUGGGCAUUUACAGCCCAACACACUUGCCAAUACAACAUCUGCUGCACCACUAAACCCUCCCUGCACCUCUCCCAAUGUUGCCUCUAUCAGUGGCCACGGUGUGCCUCAGGGCCGUUUAUUAGGCCCGUCUCAGAUUACAGAGGAGUUGCACCAAGACACUAAGGACAAUUCUCCUGUCCCCAAGCUCAAAGAAAAGGAUUACAAGAGUCCUUAUCAAGCACUAUCGCUAAGUGGUACACAACCUCCCUCAAUAACACAACUGUAUGCACCGUUAGCCAGACCAGAGACACCUUUACAAGGAGAGGAAGAUGAUGUAGAUGAGUGUACAAAGCUCAGGGCAGUGGAGUGAUUCAGAUUUCCUCCUCACCUCGGCUGACCUUCUUCAAGAGCCAAUCCGCAGAUAAUUUUCAGGCUCUACUUCCUUCAAGGGGCUUUUCCGACCACAACUGGUGGAGUUCCAAUGAGUAGCAUUAGCCUGUAUAGGGCAUAUGUGUUGAUAACGUGACCUAAAUAGAAAAAUGGGUGCGCUAAGCAUCUGCUGUGUGGAUCACAGUGUAGCACAGAGGGGGGAAAUGGAUGGAGUUAAUAUUUCUGAUGUUCUCUAAUUUGUUUUUUUUUUCGUUUAUAAAGUGCCUUCACGAUAUGUAAGAUCAGUUAAAUGAACAAAUGAAAGAGCCGUUUGAACAAAUAUAUCAGCAUGGCUUUUUGAAGAGACGUGGACAGUGAAAAAUACUGGGGGGUUUUUGUAACGUAUUCCACCUCUAAUGCCAUAUUAGUUUGUUCAUUUAUUUCAGUAUUUUCUUUUCCUCUCUCUUUGAGACAAAAUGAUCGAAAACGAGCCAGUUGCUAAUUAGAAUCAGGAUUACAGGCUAAUGUUUUUAAGUUAUUAUAAUGAAUAUACAGUCAGUGUAUUAGUUUCACCGCUCUACUACGUGGGCGGUCACCUAUAUCUCAUUACAAUAAAACCAAGGAAGACAAGGGCAGAUAGAUAAAGAUGGGCUUCCAGCACUUCUUUCCACAAUACCCAUAUUAAUAUCCAGUAUAUCUGGCAGCAAACAAUGUAGCUUUUAUCAAAGGGAAGGUAAAAGUGGCUCACGCAAAAUAGCAACUCAUGAAAUGAGGAAAAACAGCACAAUCAGCUUUAUUUGUUUGAAUCGCAAUCAA
Molecule: messenger RNA, 6277 nt
Organism: Sinocyclocheilus grahami
Lineage: Eukaryota; Metazoa; Chordata; Actinopteri; Cypriniformes; Cyprinidae
Gene: adcy9a
Product: adenylate cyclase 9
Exons: 10
Coding region: 1278-5462 (1394 amino acids)
Biological process (GO): intracellular signal transduction; cyclic nucleotide biosynthetic process; adenylate cyclase-activating G protein-coupled receptor signaling pathway
Cellular component (GO): plasma membrane
Molecular function (GO): adenylate cyclase activity
Source: RefSeq, a predicted model, not a curated record